Messenger RNA from Colletotrichum chrysophilum, 858 nucleotides. RefSeq lists its product as uncharacterized. Lineage: Eukaryota; Fungi; Ascomycota; Sordariomycetes; Glomerellales; Glomerellaceae. The transcript is spliced from 2 exons. The coding region runs from base 1 to 858 and encodes 285 amino acids. The record is from RefSeq and is a predicted model, not a curated record.
AUGGCUGAAAAGUCAAUCUACCAAGUCAAUCAAGCCGAAAAGAUGUCGGCUCGUGAAAUAGACCACGGGCCAGAAGUCAUACCGGAUCAAUACUACCACCCCAAGACACCAAUAUCCCCCACAUACAACGUGGACGAGAACAAACACUACCCUCAGCAACCACAACAGCCUGUAAAUACAGAAAGGAGGAUAUGUGGUUUGCGGAGGACGAGUUUCUUUCUCUUUGUCGUCCUCGCAGCAGUCGUCAUCGCAGCAUCAGUGGGCGGAGGCGUUGGCGGCUCGUUGGCGGUUUUGCGCAUGAAAGAGCAAACCCAAGCAGAAGUACAAGCGAGUGCCGCUGCCAAAGCGACAGCGACGGAUUCGCCAGUGGCAUCGAGCACAGUAACGAGCGUCCCCGCGACGGUCACAAACACUCCGACGACGGGUUCGACGCAAACCACAGCAAACGCUGCCAGCAUUUCCAUCCCGACAACAGGUCUGGUGACGACAGGAGACCUACAGAUCAAUUGCCCGAAUUUGACGGGCAGGACGAUGUCUGUGACCGUGGGAGGAGUCAAGUCAAACUACGACACCGAGUGCAAUGUCGACUACACGGGUGACGAUGUCGAUGUCAUGGCAUUAGUAUCGUACACGCUGGACACCUGCAUCAUGGCUUGCUCCUCAUACAACAAGAAUAUCAACGGCACCAGCGAGAGGUGUAUCGGAGUGCAGUUCAACGGGGUGAUCGACAUCAUGACGAAGAAUUACGGCGGAAAUUGUUUUCUGAAGAAGAACACUGGCACGAAGGAAACGACAACCGAAACAUCAACAUCGAUUAUCAAGAAGUAUAAUAUGCAUUUAGCGGCUAUGCUGAGUUAA